Ixodes scapularis (black-legged tick) is the source of this 5777-nucleotide messenger RNA. Its product is annotated as ATPase family AAA domain-containing protein 2. Gene Ontology annotation, molecular function: histone binding; chromatin binding; ATP hydrolysis activity. The transcript has 24 exons. NCBI's taxonomy places the organism in Eukaryota, Metazoa, Arthropoda, Arachnida, Ixodida, Ixodidae. Bases 440 to 4630 code for a protein of 1396 amino acids. Gene Ontology annotation, biological process: positive regulation of transcription by RNA polymerase II. Gene Ontology annotation, cellular component: nucleus. The record is from RefSeq and is a predicted model, not a curated record.
CUCGCAACGCAAUUUAGCAAGAACCCAAAAAGAAAAAAAAACAAACAAAAACAGUUAACGAAUACGAUCAGCUGAUGGCACCGAAACGCGCCAAUUUUCAACGUUGGUGGACGUGUGUGGCAAACUCCGCAAGUCGGGCUGCGCUUUCCGCUAGUCGAUUUGCUUGCCCGUUCCAUCAGGGGGGGCAGUGUAGUCGGUGAGUGGACGGUUGGUGUGGACGCCAGCUCCUCGGAUUUUCAACAAAAUUGUGCCUUUCCUCGACGUUCCGUCCAGCCCGUAACGUUAUCCAAUCUAACCCGGACCCCCACGACCCGACGCAAGCAUCGAGGAGCGAACCCCACCACCGGACCCGCUUUGUGGCGGUUUCACACAACGUUAGGCCUAGCGCGUCCGUAGUCACUCGCUAUGUCUCGUUCACCGAGAUAAAAACUCCGUCAACAUGGUGAAUACGAGGAACAGUUCGUUGGCGGCGGAGCGUUCGACCACGGUUCCGCCGAGGCAUGCAGGUAGGAAUACCAUCGUCGAAGCCCAGAACUCCGAGGAAUCAAGCGAUGACGAGGAAUCAAGCCACGAAUUGUCAUCAGUGCCUACGAGGUCGGCAAAAUCCAUGUCUCAGGUGGUCGAGCCAAGUGGCUUGACAAAUGGACGCCACCACCCGUCGCUCAGGAGCCGGGUGGCUCAUGCCAGGGUCAUAGUGUCGUCGGACGACGACAUGAACGAGGGCGAGGACGACGACAGCAUGGUGCGUCGGAGCAAGCGGCGUCGCAAGUGCAUUUACGACAACUUGAACCAGUCGUGGAUCCUCACCUCGAACGUCCCAGAGUUCGUCAAGGCUUCGGCGGAGCGGUCGUCAACGAGGUCCAAGACCAACUCUGCUCCGUUCCAUCACCUCCGCAGCAGCGUCACCCACAACAUCUGUCCUGUCGGAGCCAACGACUCCCGGAUGUUGGACGGAGAUAAUGAAGACAGCCUGGAGUCUAAGCAAAGCCAUGACAAGUCUGGCAGCAGGGAACUACGCCAGCUGGAGCCCCCCGAGAUGGCGGGAACGUUUUCGGACGACAUGUAUUCCCGGGUGAAGCGCACGCGGCAGCAGCACCGGGACGCGGCCCCUCCCACGCGGUCCUUCUUCAAGUCGGGCCAGUCCUCUAGGCGGAGCAGGCGAGGGGACCGUGGGGAGGCGGGAGAGGAGGGUGGCGAGGGUGCCAGCGACACUGAUGGGGCCCAGGGGAGCUCCGACGCAGAGGUGACUGAGCUGGGGGACACGGAGGAUGAGGGGCCACUGCCCACCAUGAACGGCUACCACCUCCGGCCCAAGAAGCCAGUCACGGAGCGCUUCCAGGUGCCUGUCGAGGCAACAAAGCGGUCCAAGCGAAUAACAAGCAUCUUCCACACUCCCAAGCACAACCGGAUGACGCCUUCCUUCAAGUCACCCGCCCACCGACCCAUCUACAGGAGCAAGCGCCACGCCACGCACAACAGCUCGUCGACGAGCAGCUCGAGCGACGACGAGCGGCGGUUUGAGCGCCGCAAGGCACGCAGCAUGGUGCGCGCCCGCAACCACUGCCUGCCACUGAACUUCCAGGAGAAGGACCUGGUCAAGGGGGUACUCCGGGACCGGGCCAAGAUCGGUUGCAGCCUGGCCGACGUGGACCCCAUGCAAGUGGACAAGGAGGUGACGUUUGACCGCGUGGGGGGCCUGGAUGGGCACCUGGAGCAGCUGAAGGAGAUGAUCCUCUUUCCCCUCAUCUACCCGGAGGUCUUCGACAAGUUUAAGAUCACUCCGCCCAGGGGCGUCCUCUUCCACGGACCUCCCGGCACGGGCAAGACGUUGGUGGCGCGGGCACUGGCUAACGAGUGCAGCCGUGGGGACCGACGGGUGGCAUUCUUCAUGCGCAAGGGGGCCGACUGCCUGAGCAAGUGGGUUGGGGAGUCGGAGCGGCAGCUGCGCAUGCUCUUCGACCAGGCCUACUCGAUGCGUCCGUCCAUCAUCUUCUUUGACGAGAUCGACGGCCUGGCGCCCGUGCGGUCGACGCGGCAGGACCAGAUCCACAGCUCGAUCGUGUCGACGCUGCUGGCACUCAUGGACGGCCUCGACUCGCGCGGUGAGGUGGUCGUGAUCGGCGCCACCAACCGGGUGGAUGCCAUCGACCCUGCUCUGCGGCGCCCCGGGCGCUUCGACCGGGAGUUCCACUUCGCCCUGCCCUGCCACCAGGCGCGCCUCACCAUCCUGGAGAUCCACACAAGAGACUGGGUGCCACCACCCGGCCGGCCCUUCCUGUCGGAGCUCUCGGCCCGCUGCACGGGCUACUGCGGCGCCGACCUCAAGGCCCUGUGUGCGGAGGCCGCCCUGGCCGCCCUCCGCCGCAGCUUCCCCCAGAUCUACGCCUCCAAGGAGAAGCUCCAGCUCAACAUCGACGCCGUCCGAAUUCUCCCGGAAGACUAUGAGCGUGCAAUGCGCAAGAUAGUCCCCGCGGCGCAGCGGUGCGCGGCCACCCCUGCCCGCCCCCUGAGCCUGACGGUGCGGCCGCUCCUCUGCGCACAAGUGGAGCGGGCGCUCGCGCACCUCAGGACCUCCUUUGCCUUGGGGCUGCGCAAGUCACCCAUUGCCAUGGUCACCGACGGAAGCCACACGGACGACGGCAGCGUCUUUUCGGAAGACGAUGCAACAUCGAGGGAGUCUGGCAACCUCUUGGGGGGAGACCCCUCCUGCAUGGAUGCCUCCGAUGCGACCAAGCUCAUCCCCAGUGUCAGGUCCCGGUUUGCGGGCGGGGCAGCUGUGAGCCACCGUCCCCGGCUGCUCAUCUGCGGCCGGGGCGGACUGGGGCAGACGACGCACGUGGCUCCCGCCGUGCUGCACCUGCUGGAGCACCUCCCUCUGCACCGGAUGGACCUGCCUUCCCUGCACGCGGUCACCGCUCGGGCCCCCGAGGAGGCCUGCGCUCAGGUGUUCCUGGAGUGUCAGCGGGUGCUGCCCGGUGUGCUCUACCUGCCCCACCUCUGUCAGUGGUGGGACACCCUGGGUGAGGCGGUGAGGGCCACCUUCGUCACCCUGCUACAGGACCUGGAGCCCCUUACGCCCGUGCUCUGGCUGGCCACCGCGGACGUGCCCUUCGAGCAGCUGCCACCCGAGGUACAGCGGCUGUUCGGUCCGUCAGAGGUGCUGGAGCUGUCCGCGCCGACUGCGGCGGAGCGGCGUCUCUUCUUUGCGCCCGUGUUCGCUAAGGCAGCGAGCGUUCCGGGCACCAGGCGCCCGACCCCGGCGCAGAUGCCGCCCCUGCCCCCCGCGCCGCCCCCCGAGCUGCGUAAGCUGACGCCAGCGGAGUUGGAUCGGCUACGGCAGCAGGAAGACGCCACGCUACGUGAGCUGCGCCUGUUCUUGAGGGACAUCCUGACAAAGCUCCAGCGGGACCGGCGCUACGCCAUGUUUGCCAAGCCCGUGGACGCGUCGGAAGUGCCAGACUACCACUCGGUGAUCGCCCAGCCCAUGGACCUGGAGACGAUGAUGGUGAAGGUGGAUCUGCACCAGUACCACUCCGUGGCGGAGUUUCUGGGCGACGUGGACCUCAUCUGCUCCAACGCCCUCGAGUACAACCCCGACAGGGACCCCACAGACAAGAACAUCCGGCACCGGGCGUACGCACUGCAGGAUGCCGCACAUGCGCUGGUGGACACGGAGCUGGACUGGGAGUUCGAGAAGAUUUGCCAGGGGAUCGUGCAAGCAAGGAAGGAGAGAGGAGAGGAGCCCGUUGCCUACGUGCCCAAGAACUACCACGUGGUGCCGCGCCAGCCACCGCGCCGGGACAGCGACGUGAAUGAGGUGGCUCACCUGGACGCACCCAGCGAGGACGGCGGCAACAAACGGUUCAGCCGCCGGAUCAGGGGCCUCCAUGUUUCGUCGGACGAGGAGGAGGCACCCAAAGCUGCGGCAAGUGGGCAUGCGACGACGGACGGCGCGACCAACAGCGGGAGGAUGCCUCUCCCGCCGCGCUGCGAAGUCUCGUCCAAGUCGACGCCCACGAGCCAAAGCGAGCCAUCCGGCCGCAGGGCGUAUGCGGUGGUGCGGCGCCGCAAGUCCCCCUGGUUCGGCUGCCACUCCCGGCGCCGGAUACGCCUCGCCACCACGCAGUACGCCCCGGCCACCCCCAAGCACCCGUCGUCGACCGGCAAAGCGGCAAGGGCGAGGCUCAAGCGGCGACGUCUCAGUUCCGAGCACACCGUCCCCAAGGAGACUCCGACUGCGUGCACCAGCCCCAGCUCUUCGCUCAAUACCACCGUGCCCUUGGACGUGACGUUGCCUCCAGCGACGGAAGUUCCGGCUUGUUCCGUAGAGCAGGCGGCAGUGUCCAGCCCGGACAAGGCUGUCGAGGUUGGAGAGGCUUCUAAUCAUACACAAGGGACGGAAGUGCCUCGCCAGUUGCACCUAGACCGGAGGCGGCUGAAGGAGAUUGAAGACGAGGUUUUGUCGCUGACGGAGGGCUGCUCGGUGGAGACACUCGAACGACUACACUGCUCCUUGCUCAACGCCGUCAGGCGGCACCGAUCCUCUUGGGACAGGGGACCCCUGCUGGCGGAUUUUACCGCUGAGCUGGAACGAUUCCAGAGCCUCCUCAAGCGACUACCCCGGGCGUAGCCGACUUUAGGGCCGUCUCGGAGGGAAACACUGCCAUCAUCAUCAGCAAGCCCAUUGUCCACCAUUUACACAAAUUCGGGAAGACGUCUCAAAGCACUGCCACGUGACGCUCGACGACGGAGUCGAGGACAGCGUCGAGGAAGAAGGAAAACCCGCGGGCACGCAACGACCGACGCGUUGCGUUGUGACUCUUCUAAAUUGCGUUACAGUGUGCUGGGCUAAGCCGCUCAAGUGAUAAAUUUUUACUCGGUUCGCAUCUACCUUUUCUUUUAAGCUCGCAUACCCAAAGCGCAUUCAUAAUAGAAGCCUUUUCCGUGACCGUUGGUGAGCGACUUGUGAUGUCUUUUUCUGGUUUUGUUUUUACCGUAUUCUAUGCUUUCGUCGGCCCCACGGUUUCUGAAGGAGGCCAGGGUGCUCUUUUGUACAGUUUAGUUUCUUUCAAUGGACUAUCAUUAUUGUAGUUUUUGUUCAGUCUGUUGUGGAAUGAGUGGAAAGGCGAUUAGGGGGGAGGGAGGGAAGGGAAGGGAAGGAAGAAAGGAGGGUGGAGGGAGGGGAGAGAGAGCAGAAUUGGCCGGUGUAUAGCGCGUUAAAAUAAGGUUGUGGAACCAGAAGAAAGUGUCGGCAAUAUUUUAUAAACCUUCCAAAAACACGUACAGUGCUCUUAGGUAAAGGGUACGGCGUUUUUGUAAAACUUGUGCCGUCUUCAUGGCGUCGUCCCGACAAUAGCGUACAAGUGGUCGGAUGUCUCAAUUUUUUUACGGACUGUAGCUUACGUCGUGACUUUUCUUUUUCUGAACUGUUGUAUCCCUUCAACCAAAGAUCUAGUAGGUUCUUCCCAUAGUCCUACCAAAAUUGGAAGUUUUUUGGGGGAUUUGUUCGAUGCCUCAUAUUUCGGUCCCGUGGUUAUUUUUGUUUUUUACAUUUACUUUGUGGUUGCGUGGUGCCCGCUCAGUGAUGUGUCUCUGUAUACUUGUUUUUCUUGCUACUUAUUGACAGAGUUGAUUUUGUAGUGGAGCGAGGAGUUCCUUCCAGCAGCUUCUCUGCACUACUGCCAGGAUCGCAACACAGGACCACUGCCAGGGACGCGUGACAUGAUGCUACCUCCCGUUGCAGCAAAACAAUAAAGUGUGAAUGUUUUGAACAGGGA